AUGGCCUCCAUGCAGGACGGGCUGAACUUCACGUCUCCUACCUACGGCAAGGUCCUGCUGCUGGGUGCCAUCGCUGCUGCCUCAGCCUUCGUCAUCACCAUCCUCAUCGUGGUGCUCUGUGUGGGCUGCCAGAGGUGAGACGAGUUAAUGACCAUGACCAUGUGCACACACACGCACUCACACACACACAGCUGUUUGCAUCUUUAUAGUACAUUACAUGUUGUGUAUAUUAUAGGAAGGGAAAGACGCAUAAUGUCUCCAAUGAAAGUGGGAAGCACAGGCUGAUGGACAUGGUGAGCAGAGAAUCCCUCAUAUUUCCACAUUUACCUCAGCUGUGAGCAUCACUUUAGGUUAAACAUGGAUACAUUAUGCUUUCAAGCAAUUGAGAAAAGCUAUAAUUUUGUUUUUUGUUUUUUCAGAGUAUACUCAAGCAGUCAAGGCUGCGUUCCAUCAGCAAGUCGGACAGUGAGAUGAACAAGCUAAACUGCAAUGGCAAGAGUGAGUACAACUCUUAGGCAUAAGAGUAUCACAAAUGUUCAGUUCCAUUUGUAGAAAUCUUCACCACAUAACAAACAAUGAUCUUUACACCUUUUACAAAGCCUUCUUUUAUUUAGGUGUGAAAGAAUGCUAACCUUUCUGGUUUCCAUGUGUCCUGCAGAGUCAUCCAAAAAGAACCGCCCGGCCAGCAUGGACCUCCUGCUGCUGCCCAGCCGCCGGUCCAACUCUGACCUGCGCUCCGGGGGACGGACGCUACCCCAGGUACCCUCUGGCACCGGAGAAGAGCAUACCUACUCUGAGGUAGGUCAACGCUCCUCCCCGAAGCGUGGCCCUGAUAACAACCUCUACGCAAUAGUGGGCAGGGCCGGAGAGACAGACACCCCAGCCCCUCCAGCCGUCCCAGCCAACACCCCUGCCCCCCCUGACCCAGACGGGGAUGGGUUGAAUGAACCACUCCCCGAGCCUGAGCCCAUCCCCCAGGCUAUGGCUCCUCCACACCCCCCGGAGACUACUGCAGAGUAUGCCUGCGUCCGGAAGCUCCUGAAGGUGGACAAGGCUGUCCCCCAGAAGAUAGAUAGUGGGACGGAUAUGGGGGAGGCACCGGUGCCGCCUCCUCGCCAUGCCCCACCUUCACAUCCUGCCCCGCUUCCGCCACACCCUCAGAGCGUGAAAAUGCCCCGGAAAAACGCGGAGGCCUUCAACCUGCCCACCUUCCCCAAGGUUGGUAGAGAAAAGGCUGAUAAUACAGAAUGAAAUAGAUAAAGAUUGCUGUUCGUUAGGGAAGUCUAAAAGUCAGACCUUGACAAAGGCAAUGUGUGCAGAAAUGUUGAUUCAUUUCACUGCAUUUUCCUGCAUGUUUUUACAUGUCUCUUUAUGCACUUGCAGUUCACUACAUUUAUUACUCACAGACUGUGUGUGUGUAUGUUUGUGUGUUUUGUAUAAGAUUCUGUUUUGUACUUAGCAGUCUUCACAGCGCUGCUCUCUCAGGCCCAAUGCCAUCUGGAUGAUGCAAUGCAUUGAAACACAAACCAUUAUCCCUGCAGAAAGACAAUGGUGCUGCUUUCAGUCCUGUCAUUCAAACAGCAAGCUGCACCUUUCAGUUAAAAUCCACAAGAUGUGGUACUUCAAGUCAAGACUGUAAUCCUAGUUUUAAUAUACAUAAUGUAUUCUUGAUUUGGUUAGUAUCCCCUGUGCUCCAAUAAUGUAGAGCUAUACAGCUUGCAUGAAUAACUGUAAUGGUCUAGAAUCUAGAUGAUUCCUACAUUUAUGCCUGCAAGGCUGUUUGAGGUGUUUGAAUGAGCAUGCAUCUUCUUUAGGAUCUGUCAUGGAUGCUGGGUCCCUAGGCAGCCCCUGGAGAGCAUUGAGUUGUACAGUCAAUUUCUCCUGAUGCCUUUCUACAGCUGAAGUAAUUCUGUUGCGAGCUAAACAUUUAAUUGUAAUGGAUUUACAGUGCAUUUGGAAAGUAUUCAGACCCCUUGACUUUUUCCACAUGUUGUUACAUUACAGCCUUAUUCUAAGAUGGUAAAAAAGAAAAAUCCUCAUCAAUCUACACACAGUACCCCAUAAUGACAAAGCAAAAACAGGUUUGUAGAAAUGUUUGCACAUUUAUAAAAAUAAAAUAAAAAAUAAUAUCACAUUUACAUAAGUAUUCAGACCCUUUACUCAGUACUUUGUUGAAGCACCUUUGGCAGUGAUUACAGCCUCGAGUCUACUUGGGUAUGACGCUACAAGCUUGGUACACCUGUAUCCUAAUCCAGGCACUUGUCAUCUCCCGUCUGGACUACUGCAACUCGCUGUUGGCUGGCCUCCCUGCCUGUGCCAUUAAACCCCUACAACUCAUCCAGAAUGCCGCAGCCCGUCUGGUGUUCAACCUUCCCAAGUUCUCUCACGUCACCCCCCUCCUCCGCACACUCCACUGGCUUCCAGUUGAAGCUCGCAUCCGCUACAAGACCAUGGUGCUUGCCUAUGGAGCAGUGAGGGGAACAGCACCUCUGUACCUUCAGGCUCUGAUCAGUCCCUACACCCAAACGAGGGCAUUGCGUUCAUCCACCUCUGGCCUGCUGGCUCCCCUUCCUCUGCGGAAGCAUAGUUCCCGCUCAGCCCAGUCAAAACUGUUCGCUGCUCUGGCACCCCAAUGGUGGAACAAGCUCCCUCACGACGCCAGGACAGCGGAGUCACUCACCACCUUCCGGAGACAUUUGAAACCCCACCUCUUUAAGGAAUACCUGGGAUAGGAUAAAGCAAUCCUUCUAACCCCCCCCCCCCCCCAAAUUGUAAAUUGUAAAGUGGUUAUCCCACUGGCUAUAGGGUGAACGCACCAAUUUGUGAGUCGCUCUGGCUAAGAGCGUCUGCUAAAUGACGUUAAUGUGCCCUUGAGCAAGGCACUUAACCCUAAUUGCUCCUGUAAGUCGCUCUGGAUAAGAGCGUCUGCUAAAUGACUAAAAUGUAAAAUGUAAAUGUAUUUGGGGAGUUUCUCCCAUUCUUCUCUGUAGAUCCUCUCAAGCUCUGUCAAGUUGGAUGAGGAGCGUCGCUGCACAGCUAUUUUCAGGUCUCUCCAGAGAUGUUCGAUUGGGUUCAUGUCCGGGCUCUGGCUGGGCCACUCAAGGACAUUCAGAGACUUGUCCUGAAGCCACUCCUGCAUUGCCUUGGCUGUGUGCUUAGGGUUGUUGUCCUGUUGGAAGGUGAACCUUCGCCCAAGUCUGAGGUCCUGAGCGCUCUGGAGCAGGUUUUCAUCAAGGAUCUCUCUGUACUUUGCUCCGUUCAUCUUUUCCUCGAUCCUGGCUAGUCUCCCAGUACCUGCCGCUGAAAAACAUCCCCACAGCAUGAUGCUGCCACUACCAUGCUUGACCGUAGGGAUGGUGCUAGGUUUCCUCCAGACGUGACGCUUGGCAUUCAGGCCAAAGAGUUCAAUCUUGGUUUCAUCAGACCAGAGAAUCUUGUUUCUCAUGGUCUGAAAGUCCUUUAGGUGCCUUUUGGCGAACUCCAAGCGGGCUGUCAUGUGCCUUUUACUGAGAAGUGGCUUCCGUCUGGCCACUCUACCAUAAAGGCCUGAUUGGUGGAGUGCUGCAGAGAUGGUUUUCCUUCUGGAAGGUUCUCCCAUCUCCACAGAGGAACUCUGGAGCUCUGUCAGAGCGACCAUUGGGUUCUUGGUCACCUCCCUGACCAAGGCCCUUCUCCCCCGAUUGCUCAAUUUGGCCGGGCGGCCAGCUCUAGGAAGAGUCUUGGUGUGUUCCAAACUUCUUCCAUUUAAGAAUGAUGGAGGCCUCUGUGUUCUUACGGACCUUCAAUGCUGCAGACAUUUUUGUGCCUCGACACAAUCAAGUCGCGGAGCUCUAUGGACAAUUCCUUUGACCUCACGGCUUGGUUUCUGCUCUGACAUGCACUGUCAACUGUGGGACCUUAUAUAGACAGGUGUGUGUUUCUUUCCAAAUCAUGUCCAAUCAAUUGAAUUUACCACAGGUGGACUCCAAUCAAGUUGUAGAAACAUCUCAAGGAUGAUCUAUGGAAAGGAUGCGCCUGAGCUAAAUUUCGAGUCUCAUAGUAAAGGGUCUGAAUACUUAUGUAAAUAAGGUAUUUCUGUUUUUUGUUUUUAAUACAUUUGCAAAAAUGUCUAAAAACCAGUUUUCGCUUUGUCAUUAUGGGGUAUUGUGUGUAGAUUGAUGAGGAUUUUUUAAAAGGAAUUACUUGUAUGCUCCUUAGCAGAGGAGAGCAAAGGCAUUUUGAACAAUUAGCCUGAAACCUAACUUUUCAUUACACUCCCGCAAGUAUUAUACCAAAGCAUUAUGUUUUGUUUGUUUUAUUGCUGUGUUUCAUCUUAAUCAUAUGUGAUGUGUUGACAACUCAUUUCUCCUGUUCUCUGAUUGGCUGGCAGGAGGCAGUUUUCAUGGGUAAUGGAGAGCAGUACAUAUGGAAGCCUCCAGAGGAUGAUGAAAUCACCAUGCUCCAAAACAAACCCUUAGGCCCUCUGAGUCCUCACAGUGGAGAGAACAUACAGCCAUCUACUGCUAUGGUGAGUAUCAGUGGAGGUUGGUGGGUGGCUCUAUGGGAGUACGGGCUCAUUGUAAUGGCUGGAAUAUAAUUAAUGGAACAGAGUCAAACAUGUGGUUUCCAUAUGUUUGAUGUGUUUGAUACCAUUCCAUUAAUUCCAUUCCAGCCAUUACAAUGAGCCCGUCCUACUAUAGCUUGUCUCACCAGCCUCCUCUGGUGAGUAUGUAUGUCAUUACAAAGUCUGUGUUCAUGGUGUUUAUCAGACUGAAUAGUACUGAAGGUUGUCCUGUGCUUUGUGGUUUCCAGGCUGCAGAGAUGUACUCCAAGGUGUGCAAACCAGGCAAGAAGAAGAGAACUGUUCCUGGGUCUCCCCCAGCAAACAUUGGCUUCCGGACCUUGGGGCGCGGCGACCGGGACCGGGAGCGAGACGGGGGAUUCAGUGUGGUAGUCAAGCCCCAGAACUGGGCCCCGCAGGAAGGGAAGCUCGUCGGAGGAGCCUCUGCAACUCUGGAGGACCACUGUUACGAGUCCAUCGGGAUGGGGGAGGAAUGCAACCCUGCCUAUGAGCCAAUGGAAGGUGGUGGGGGUUGGAAGCGAGUCGGAGGAACCGAACGGCCUCCCAACACCUGCGCCACCCUCAGGCCCAGGAGGAAGAAGUCCCAGCAGCCUUUGCAGCAGCAGCAGCCUCCCCCUCCGCCGCCCACACAGCAGACCCCCAAGUUACAGCACCUUCCAGCCAAAGCCCUGCUGCUGCCUGGGGAGAACCUGUACGAGAGUAUUGGGGACAUGAAGCAGGGCGGAACUGCCACUUCCAGCACCACCACCAUCUUCACCUUCAACGACGGCAUGGAGAUGUAUGUCACUGGGCUCUAAGGCUGCUCCCUCUGUGACCUGUGACCUCUCACCUCCUUAGCAUUUAAAAAGAAGACCACAGUUAAGGAAAGCUGGUUGAGCCCCUCUCAUGCUCACUCACACAUGUUUACAUUACAGUCAUAACUUCCUGCCUUUCAGAGCCUAGGGCAACAGUGUUGGUCAGUGGUUAACAACCUGGGCUGAAGAGAAAGUCCUUGGCUGGGUCAAAACCCUACCUUGAAUCCAAAGGUAUUGAUGAGAAAUGAGCACAAAACUAUUACAGAAAAAUCUGUAGGAUGGUAGCACUAUUUUAACAAUGUGCAGAGCACAAUUAGAGGGAAAAUUGCCUAAAUUCUUCCCAAUUUUUGCGGGUAUAACCAUUGAAAUAUAAUUCAUUUCUAUGGUUAAAACAGUGUUAUUGUACUGGCAAUCCUGGAGCCCUAGUUUAGGAAUGAGCACAACUUUCAGUUUACUCCCGAUGUAGCACUUAGUCUGUGUAUGGCAGACCUUUCACCCAAGUUGGUUGAGGUGUGAUUCAGGAAGGAAUUAAAAAUAUUAAAAGUAAAUAAAUUAAAUAUUAAUCAAAAGACUUGAAAGCUCAGGGACCAAGAGUCAAAUUAUGAGAGAAUAAUUAACUAAAUUGCACACAUUGUUGCAUUCCUCCCUACAAAAAACACAAAUAAUUUUGACCAUAUUCACAGAUGAUAAUACAAUAUAUUUUUCCCUUUUCAUUUGUUACAUAUCACAUGGACUGAUAACUGUCUCCACUGCCAUCUGUAAAUUAAUUGUUUUAUUUUGUCGAUCCAGUUCUUGCACUUUGCCUGCUUAGUGUUGCAUGCUAAAAAAAAAUCAAAUCAAGCACUGUCGUGGUACCUAAGAACGUUUUUUUUUUGUUACUGUUGUUGAUUGUUUAGUUAUUACGUUGCUUUGUUUCUCUUAGAGAGCAAAAUGUCAUUCUGAUUCAGGAUAGCUUUGGUCACUGGGAAUCUCUGGUAAUGGUUACUGUCAAGUUGGUCACUGCCUUCAUCUUUAACACAGAGAGGAGAGGAUGCUACUAUCUGAACCAUAGGGGCCAUAUCAAGUCAAGGGGGCAUGCUGGUGGAGUCUACACAAACUGUGGAUCAAUCAAGAUACUGCUUCUGCCUCACGAUCCCGAUCACUGAUGGUGGUGAUUUCACCCUCCUCAACUCUGAACGCAGGUGGAACUGACAUCCAUUAUCAAACCCUCUAUAGCUACUGUGUCUCAUCACUCCACUGAUGAACAUUUUGAUCUCCUCUCAAUCCCCAGUGACAUCUUAAAUAUACAGAAAAACAACAACAGUGCAGUGACAAUAAAUGACAACGAUACAACAGAGAUAUUGUAAAGGAGCAUAUAAGAAGUAUAGCACAAAACGUCAUCUCAACCUGGAUACUAAAGAAGAAAACUUCAUUUGACCAAAUAUACCAGCACACAAUGUGGUUAUUAUUAUGUAUGUUGAUGCAAUGUGUGCGUGUGUAUGUUACAAAAAGAGAAAUAAUAAUAAAUAUAUAAUUGGUGUCAAGAAAUCUAUCUUUUACUAUUUAUGUUUGGUUGUAUUUUUGGAAUGACUUAUCUGGUGGCAAAAUUGCAAAGACGUUACAAUGUGAAUUUUGGUGUGCUUUUGUUUAUUUUUCAAAGCCAUUUAAGCUAUGAUGUGUUCUUUGAAAAGCCAAGCUAAGUUUUAUGUGGCAGCUAAUGUUGUGUGUUUGCUAAUCAGACUACAGGGUCUUGUACUCCAAGCUUGUAAUUAAGUGCUAAAAAUGCAAAAGAUUGUAAUGUUUUAUAUCAAGAUUACUAUUCAUGAAAAUGUCAGUCAAGUUUAUACUUUUGUAAUAAAGUGGC
Messenger RNA from Coregonus sp. 'balchen', 7198 nucleotides. The record is from the annotation of a GenBank genome assembly. NCBI's taxonomy places the organism in Eukaryota, Metazoa, Chordata, Actinopteri, Salmoniformes, Salmonidae.